Messenger RNA from Rhopalosiphum padi (bird cherry-oat aphid), 1008 nucleotides. RefSeq names its product tigger transposable element-derived protein 4-like. The coding region runs from base 1 to 1008 and encodes 335 amino acids. The transcript has 3 exons. Gene Ontology annotation, molecular function: DNA binding. The record is from RefSeq and is a predicted model, not a curated record. Lineage: Eukaryota; Metazoa; Arthropoda; Insecta; Hemiptera; Aphididae. Gene Ontology annotation, cellular component: nucleus.
AUGGACUUUGGUGGAUCUAAUGGUUGGCUUGAUCGUUUUAGAAAAAGGCACGGUAUUGUCUAUCGUAAAAUUUGUGGGGAAGCCGAUGCUGUAGAUGACAACAGUAUUAAAUCGUGGAAAGAGACAAUUCUACCAAAUUUGUUGAAAGAUUAUUCACCCGAGAAUAUAUACAAUGCUGAUGAGUUUGGCUUGUUCUUUAAAUUGAUGCCAGAUAAGUCACUUGUGAUGAAAGACGAAACAUGUCAUGGUGGUAAGUUAAGUAAGGACCGGUUAACUGUUUUAACUUGCUCAAAUUGGUCUGGAACUGACAAGCUAAAACUUUUGGUAAUAGCUCAAAACCGUGCGUGGAUGACUGGAAGUUUAUUCAUUGAAUGGGUUCAACAGCUCAACUGCGAUGCUACGAGCAAGCUUCAGCCUCUUGAUCAAGGUGUGAUCAAAGUUUUAAAACAGAAAUACCGUAAGAAAUUAGUUCAACGGUAUUUACUAGAAAUGGAAUCUGUGACCGAUGAAGAAAUCCCCAAAAUCCCCAAAAUCAAUGUUUUAGAUGCUAUUCAUUAUGUUUCAAUUGCGUGGGAUGAGAUAAAACCAGAAGUUAUUAAAAACUGUUUCAACAAAGCCUAUUUUGGUAACGUCUCACAAGAAGACCCUCACGUUUUGGACUCAGACGAAUUUCGGGACUUUGAGGAGGUUUAUCCAGGCUACACAUCCAUUGACGACCAAUUGAUAACGAACGAGGCACUAGAACUUGAAGAAAUUAUCAAUCAGGCUACAGUAAACGAUGAACCAGAUGAGCCAAGUGAUGAUGAGGAAGAAUACAUUCCACCACUUCCGUCAAUCGCUAGUACUGUACAAUCAAUAUCUACAUUGAGACAGGCACUUGCUGCAACUGAUGGCUCCGAAAACAUGCUUCUAUAUCUAGGUAGGGUGGAAAAUUUCUUAUUGAAUAAAUAUAAAAAUAAUGUAUUGAAACAACCAACCAUUACCACUUUUUUUAAUCCAAGAAAAUAA